Messenger RNA from Neltuma alba, 940 nucleotides. Its product is annotated as acid phosphatase 1-like. Gene Ontology annotation, molecular function: acid phosphatase activity. The transcript has 3 exons. The record is from RefSeq and is a predicted model, not a curated record. Bases 24 to 854 code for a protein of 276 amino acids. Lineage: Eukaryota; Viridiplantae; Streptophyta; Magnoliopsida; Fabales; Fabaceae.
UUUCCAGUUAUAUAUCUACAAAAAUGGUUAAUUCACUGAGAUCUCUCUUCCUAAUAAUUUCAUUAUUUACCAUACUCUUGAUGCUCUCCAAGUCAACCAGCGCAAGGCUCCAUCCCAGAAGAAAUAACACCUCGCCAUCUUCUUCUCCUCCUCCUUCUUCUUCGCCUUCUUCGUCUUCUUCUUCUUUAGGUGAUGGGAAUAAGAAGUUUUGUCUGAGUUGGAGAUUAGGAGUGGAGGCGAACAAUGUGGUGGCGUGGGGCACAGUGCCAAGGGAGUGUCAGAAGGAGGUUGAGAGUUAUAUGAUCGAUGGGCAGUACGACGAGGAUUUGGAUUUGGUCAUGCAACAGAUCUCCACUUUCCUCAAUUCCAUUCCUCUUUCUUCUGAUUCCUUGGAUGCCUGGGUCUUGGACAUUGACGAGACUUGCCUCUCCAAUCUUUAUUAUUACAAAACUAAGAGAUUCGGGUGUGAUCCAUAUGAUCCUGUGGGGUUCAGGGCGUGGGCCAGCAAAGGAGGGAGCCCGGCAAUAUCUCCUGUGCUUCAAUUAUUCAAUAAACUCUUGGACAAAGGAUUCAAAGUGUUCUUAGUCUCUGGGAGAGACCAGGAGACUCUUGGUCAGGCCACCAUCAACAACUUGCAUAAUCAAGGCUUCAUUGGCUACCAACGCCUUAUUUUAAGGAGUGUAGAAUAUAAAGGACAAAGUGCAGUGAGGUACAAGUCGGAUAUAAGGCAGAAAUUAGAGAAGGAAGGUUACAGGAUUUGGGGUAAUGUGGGAGAUCAAUGGAGUGAUAUACGUGGAGACUCUACCGGCAAUCGCACUUUCAAGCUUCCUAAUCCCAUGUAUUUUGUUCCCUAACUUCCAAUUAUUAAUGUUUCUUUUGUUUUAUAUGCUUUUUAGUUUGCACCAUGUUUGGAAGUUCAAUCUUCGUCAUGGCUCUCUCA